Heterotrigona itama is the source of this 4049-nucleotide messenger RNA. Lineage: Eukaryota; Metazoa; Arthropoda; Insecta; Hymenoptera; Apidae. The record is from the annotation of a GenBank genome assembly.
UUUUUGAGGGUGGACAUCCUGAUGAAGAUGAACUUUAUGAAACUUUCAUGAUAGAUACAAAUAUGGUGUAUGAAAUUAAAGAUGAAGAAUUGGUACCACUUGAAAAAUAUUGGGGUACUAUACCAAAAAUUGAAAUGCUCGAUCCAAAUAAGGUGCUAGUAUUUGAUUUUGGUAGUGAAAUGUAUAUAUGGAGUGGUAAAGGAGCUUCAACUGAUAAAAAAAAGCUUGCUACACAUCUUGCUACAGAAAUGUGGCAAGAAGGAUAUGAUUAUACGGAAUGUACUGUGUGUCCAAUUAGUGCAGCAUCUAUGAUUGGUAGACGCACAGUGUCAAAAACAGAUUUGAAAGCUGCUGAAAUCAGACCUAAAUGGUGUUUACUUGCCAAAUUGACACAACAUGUUGAAACGAUACUUUUCAGAGAAAAAUUUCUUGAUUGGCCGAAUGUUUCUGGUAUAAUACGAAUUCGAGCUACUAAGAAUAAAGAGAACGUUGAUGGAACUGUUACCAUAGAAAUGUGCGAUAUUAAUAAUUUACUAGAAGAAAAUACCACUCCAGUUGAUUUCAUUCUUGAAGGAACUCAUUUAGGUAGAGGCACUGGUUGGUAUGACAAUGAGCUAAUGAAACAAUUUAUUAUUACGACAACAGGUCUAAAAGUUUGGCAUAUUGAUGAAUUUUCACAUAGUCUUCUAGACGAUUCAUCUGUUGGACAAUUUUAUUCUGCAGAUAGUUACAUUGUGCAUUGGAUGUAUUCUGUUACAGUUACUGGUCGUGAGCUUAGUGGUUUACCAUCAAAACAUUCUGCAAAGGGACGUGAUCGCUCAGUAUAUUUUAUUUGGCAAGGACAAAGUGCAUCUUUGAAUGAACAAGGUGCUGCAGCGUUACUAACUAUCGAAUUAGAUAAUGAUCAAGCACCUCAGAUUCGUGUAGUUCAAGGGCACGAACCGGCAGCAUUUCUCAAUUUAUUUUCUGGAAAAAUGAUUGUACAUAAUGGCAAGAAAAUGAAUACAAAGUGCGAUGAACGCUGGCGAUUAUAUAUAUGUCGUGGUACUUUAGAGUCAGAGGUGUCUUUAAUAGAGAUUCCUUGUAGUACUCGUCAAUUACGAAGCAGAGGUUCUCUUAUAUUACUAGAUACUAAAAAUAACAAAAUUUAUGUAUGGCAUGGAUGUAACUCUUUACCUCAUAUUAAAAAGAAUGCAAUUAAUGCAGCAACUAAAUUAAAAAAGAAUCAACCUCAAGAAACUGGUUUAACAUCUAUAAAUGACAAAGAAAUUCUUGAAAUUAAUGAAGGAAUGGAACCAGAGGAAUUUAUUAAUGCAUUGGGACAAAUGAACAAAAAGCUGUAUAUAUCAUUAGAAAAAGAUCAAUUACAGGAACAUACUCCAAGACUGUUUCAUUUAUCAAGCAUUUCUAAAGAAUUUAAAUGUAUAGAAAUAUUAUGUCCUCAUCGUGCUUCUUUGCCAACUCCAUUUCCUUUUCUACAGGGAGAUUUGUAUCAAGUUCACCAACCCGCCUUAUUUUUAUUGGAUAACAAAAAUGAAUUAUGGAUAUGGCAAGGCUGGUGGCCCAACACUGGAACAGAGGACCAAUCCGGUAGUAAAGCAGUUAGAUGGCAAGCUGAAAGAAGAGCAGCAAUGACAAUGGCUAUGCAGUAUUGGCAAAGAAUUCAUCCAGAAACUAAUAAAUAUCCGAUUUAUCUAGUCUGGGCUGGUCUUGAACCUUUACAAUUUAUAAAUCUAUUUCCUACAUGGACAUAUCGCGAUGAUAUAGCGGAAUUAAAUAUAGAGGAUGGUCGAAAUCCUGGAGAGGUAUUGACUGUAGAGAAUGAGUUAAUUCGAUUAACGCAAAGUACGUAUCCUCCGGCUCAAUUAUUACAACGACCACUACCACAAGGAGUUGAUCCUACACAUUUGGAGUUGUAUUUAUCUCAACAACAUUUUCAAGAAAUAUUAGGUAUGACUAAAGAAGAGUUUCAAGAACUUCCAGUUUGGAAACAAGUGAACCUUAAAAAAGAAAUAGGACUUUUCUGAUGAAACAUCCAGACUGCCGAUCCUACAAGAAAUAGCUGCCCCUGUAAAGCGAUUAAUAAAGUUUUUGUUAAUUGUUUUAUGAUGUUUAUAACUUCAAACUUUUCAACUUCUCGAUGUAUGAUUCGUGUUUAAGAUAUGCCUAAAGUUGCCUAUCGAUAAAAGAGAAACUAAUGUUAUAAUGCAGUUAAAAAUAUUUACUACUAUUUCAAAUAUAAUAUAUACUACAUACAUACGUGCACCUGUGCGUGCACGAACAUAGGUGAUUAUAUAUUUUUAAUACAUACUAAACAUAAAUUGGCUUGUGAAUAUUUCCUUUAUAUUUGUAUGGGCUUUAUAUUCAAUGAUAAUACAAUGUUUUAGAAUGGCUUAUUCUUACAUGUGUAACAUUUGUACAAGAGCGACUGUAUUCUUUACAACAUACUCCAUGUUUUUGAACAGUAUUCAAUGAAAUUUCUCAAUGUUGCCUUGAGUCUUAUUUCAUAGCCCCUUAUGAUCCUUAAAUCUCAUACAUUAAGUUUAAGGAAGGUUAUAAGUCCGUUUUAUGGAAUGAUCCUUCUUCGAACUUAUCUAUAACGCUACGUUGUUUUAAAAUAACUAUUUUAUACAUUUUUUUAUAUUUAUGAUUUACAUGAUUUUGAAGUAAAAUACAUCAUUUGUAUUAUAAAAUAAUUUAAUUGCUUUUUGACAUAAAAUAUAUCUAAUAUGAUUGUAUUGUUGAAAUCAAUACAUACAUAUAAAAUACUUAUGUAUAUAUGUUGAUAUUUGAAGUAUAUAUAAACAAUAAUAGAAAUAAACAAUCUGAGAUAUAUAAUGAUGUACGUUAUCAACAAAUAAAAUGAUUUAAAAACAAUUUGAUACAUUUAAAAUUAUUUUAAUCAUCAGUCAAUUGUUGUACUUCUUCCAGAGUGUAAUUACAAAUAUCUUCUUCUAUAUCUAUAUUUCUUAUUCUUUUACAAAUUGACCAAGGCACAACAUUAUGUCAAGUAUAAAAGAAUUAUAAAUUACGUUUUAAUAUGUAAUUUAAGAUUACGUUCUGUUCAAAAUUUAUUGAUGUGUGUGCAAAGAACACAAAUUCACCCUAAUGCUUACAAUGGUCAUUUCUUAUUUUAUUCUAUAAUAAUAAUAUACUAUGAAAAAUUUACAUACACACACAUAUACAAAAUGAGAUGCGUAAUAUUAUCGUCUUGGAUAAUCUAAGCAUUUAUAUUAUGAGUUUUUUUAUAUCUAAGCAUUUAUAUCGUGAAGCAUUACUUCAUGAUUUUUUCGCUAUUUAUUUUUUAUUUUUUUUUUACACAAAAUACUAAAUUGUGCAAAAUCGAUUAUAUUCUAUAUAUUUUCUAUUUUUGAAUAAAACAAAAAAUACAGGGUGUUCACAGAUUUACUGUCCAACUUUUUCAAUAGAUGCUAUGAAAAAAUAAGAGGAUAAAAUUGUAUUAUUUUUUGUACGCAAUGUAAUGAUAUGUAGAAAUUCUUUCUAGCCAUACUGCUUUUUGAGAACUGAAGGUGAUCUUCAAUUUUUAAAUGGCUAUAUUUUUUUUUUAUAUUAUAUGAAAGCGAAUAUGAAGAUGAAUUCAACGACUAUAAAUUACAUUGGGUGCAAAAAAAAGUACUUAUCCUUUUUCAUUUCUCUAUAGCAUCUAUUUUUUAUGAGAAAAAACACGAGACAGUAAAUUCGCGAACGCCUUGUAUAUAUUUUUUUAGGUAAAGCAUAUAAUAAUUUAAAAAUUAUUCAAAACAGUAACAUGAAAUACCUUAUUUUGUGAUCAUGCGUGCAUGUAAAUCCAUAUAUCUAAAUUAUCUAAUAUUAAAAUAGUUCAUCAGAAUAAUUAAUUUUAUAUUUUAUGCAUAAUAAUCGUAUAUAUAUAAUAAUCGUGCGUUGGUUGAUAUAAAAUGACACACCAGAUCCGUGAUUUCUUUUCUUGUAUUCUUCAAAUUAAUUAUCUCGUUAUUAAUCUUCAAAUCCAAUUUACAAUACUAGGUAUGUUGGAAUUUGAUGUACUUCCAUUCAAAAUCAGUAGGCAU